This is a messenger RNA of Cryphonectria parasitica EP155, 1647 nucleotides long. RefSeq lists its product as uncharacterized. The record is from RefSeq and is a predicted model, not a curated record. Bases 1 to 1482 code for a protein of 493 amino acids. The transcript has 2 exons. NCBI's taxonomy places the organism in Eukaryota, Fungi, Ascomycota, Sordariomycetes, Diaporthales, Cryphonectriaceae.
AUGAAGUCCAAUGUCCUGUCUACAAAGCACAGAACUCAUCCACGAGGAUGGGAUGCCGGCAUUCCUCCCUCGCUGAGACCGCUUGUACGCGCAUAUCUCUUCGGCUAUGGCUUCAGCGUUGGCCCGAGAGUGCUCUCGUUGCUUCUGCAUCAUCUUUUGAAGCUGUCACCGAGGCGCAAGGGAACAGCCCAGGAUGAUGCUGCUCCGUCAGGGAAAUCACAAGCGCCGCUGCUCGAGUCACUUGGGAAGAUACUAAGGGCUGGGACGCAGCUGAACCGGUUCCCUACGUUCUGCGCUGCCCUUGUUGGCAGUAGCACUUUGUUAGAGGUGCGUCAUGACAUUACCAUUACGGCUCAAGCUUUCCGCAAUGGAUCCCUGCUGACCAGUGUGUCUUCCUGGAUAGCCUGUUCUACAGAAAGCAUUUUCUCCACCGCGAAAGAAGGCCACCAGCCAGCAGGACAGGGCAGUCCAGCCUCUCCCGAAGCCAUCAAGCCCCAGGCAGGGCGCACAUUAGAUCUCACCCUCUUCGCCGCCACCCGUGCUCUAGACGUGAUCAUAGGAGAACUCUGGUCCCAGCGUCGUGUGGUUCGCUCUCCGUCCGCCAGCAGAACAACUCGCACCCUUGACUACCUCACCUCCACGCUCACUGACCCCCUCAUCUUCGCCCUGACUUCUGGCAUCGUGAUGUGGAACUGGUUCUACGCACCGCACGCCCUCCCUCGCGCCUACAACAAGUGGAUCGCCUCGGCCGCGUCCGUCGACCAGCGCCUCAUCGUCGCACUCCAGCGCGUCCGUGCCCAGAUCAUGCGGUACGGUGAGGACACGGGACAAGCACCCCUUCUCCAGGGCAUGUGCGAGGACUUUGGCUGGCCCACAGCCUGGGGAGAUCCGGCCGUCAGUGUUCCCUUUCCCUGCGAGAUGGUGCACAUGGGCGUCGGCCCGUCUUGCGAGCUGCACGCGCUCAGCCGGUUUCUGCGCGCGUGGGCCUGGAGCAUGAGGACGUACCUCCCAUUACAGUUGGUCAUGUUCGCCGCCCGCGCCCGCGGCUCCAAGGAUCUCCGGCGCGACUUCGUACGCACCCUCACGUCUGCCUCGCGCUCGUCCGCCUUCCUCGGCGCCUUCAUCGCGCUCUUCUACUACGGCGUCUGCCUGACCCGCACGCGUGUCGGCCCCCACGUCCUGGGCACAUCACCGGGUGCGCGGCAGAGGAUUGAUAGCGGCCUCUGUGUCGGUGCUGGAUGUCUCCUCUGCGGGUGGAGCGUGCUCCUCGAGACGGCAGGGCGGAGGAAGGAGCUCGGGCUGUUCGUGGCGCCGCGCGCGGUGGCGACGAUGCUGCCGAGGCGGUACGACGCUGACAGGCAGUGGAUGGAGAAGAUGACAUUUGCGGCCAGCACAGCAGUAGUCUUCACGUGCGUACUGGAGAACAAGAGACGAGUGAGGGGUGUGUUGGGGUCUGUUUUGAGGAUGGUUCUUGCUGCAUAAGCGAUCCGUUGGCAUGUGAGAUUCACGAAAUGGUGGACAAGUUAGAACUAGACGGCCCGAGGUUGCAUAUAACGAGGCGAUGGGUUGGUUGGGUCCAUGCAUAAUCGUUAAAUCUGUAAUUUAGUAGUCAAUAGACUAUAGAAUUCAUCUUAAGAUUAGGAUGAU